Paramecium tetraurelia is the source of this 1359-nucleotide messenger RNA. RefSeq lists its product as uncharacterized. The transcript has 3 exons. The record is from RefSeq and is a predicted model, not a curated record. Lineage: Eukaryota; Ciliophora; Oligohymenophorea; Peniculida; Parameciidae.
AUGUCAUUAGUCGGUUCUGGCACCUUAAUUAUCAAACCUCUCAAAGCCAAACUAACUCGUGAUACUGAGUUCCUUGGUAAAAUGGAUCCCUACUGCAAAGUCAUUCUAGGCAACCAAUCACAAAGAACAAGAGAACAUACGGAUGCAGGGAAGCAUCCCUCUUGGAAUCAAUCAUUGAGUUUUAGACGUACUAAUGAAUAUAUCGCUGAAAUCUAAGUUUGGGACUCAGAUGAAGUAAGCAAAGACGAUUUAAUUGGAGAAUGCUCUAUCGCCCUUUAGACUUAUUUAGUUGAUACUCCCAAACCAGCUGAAUGGAUUAAUUUAAGCUACAAAGGCAAAUCGGCUGGAUAGAUCUACAUAUAGUUCGAAUGGUUAUCAGAUUAGAAAUACUAACAGCAACCUUAAAUCCCAUCCAAUCCUUAAUAUUACCAAUAAAACAACGUUAUACCGAUGAAACCACCAGGAGCACCAAAUUAUCAAUAACCCUACAAUUAAUCUAUGUAAUAUCAACAACCCCCAAAUUAUCCACCUUAAUAAGCAUAAUAUCCAUAGUAAAAUCCCUUUGCAUUAACAGGUCUCUAUGGUACAUUAGAAGGUCCAUAAAUCCCAUAAUAAAACUAUCCCCAAUAAGGAUAUGCACCCCCUUACCCUCCUAACUAAUAACCUGGUUAUUAACCAAACACACAAUAACAAUAAGGAUAUCCAAAUUAACCUCCAAACUAUCCACCAAACUAGAAUCCAAACUAUCCUCCAAAUUAACCUCCAGGAUACAAUCCCAAUUAACCCUAAGGAUAUAAUCCAAAUUAGCCUCCAAGUUAAACGCUCAAUUAUCCCCAAAAUUAACCACCCAAUUAUCCACCAAAUAUGCCUCCUAAUUAACAAGGAUAUCCAAAUUAUGCUUAAACUAUGUAACAUAAUCAAUAAGCUUAUCCCAAUCAACCAUAAAAUUACCAAAAUACAAAUUAUCAAAAUCCAACUUAAAAUCAAUAACCUUAUCCUAAUAACCAACCCCCUACUAAUUAUCCAGGUGGUUAACCUUAGAAUUAUCCUAAUAAUUAACCAAUGGGCUAUCCCAAUAAUCAAAUGCCACCAAAUCAAUAAGCAUAGACACAACCACCAAAUCAAGCUCCUGGCCAGUAAUAUCCCAAUGUGCCUCCUCCAAAUCAAGCAUAUCCAAAUGUUCCUCCCGGUUAAUAACCUCCUGCUUAGUAAAAUUAUGUUCCACCUCCACCUUAAGGUCAGUAAUAGCCACCUGCGUUUUAUCCAGGUUAAACGUUGCCUUAAAAUCACAAUUAUCCUAACCAGACGUUGCCGUAGAAUUUCGAUCCGAACAAGAUUCAGAAUCCAAUGGGUAAUUGA